UGAAUACAUUGAAAACAUGAUAAACAAAAGUCAAACCACAAUUGAAUACGAAAUAAAACUAUAAAACAGUUUUUACAAAAUGCUGAAGUUCUUGCGAGGUUUGCCCAAGGUAGAGCUGCACGCCCAUCUAAACGGCAGCUUGAAUACUGACAGCAUCCGAGAACUGGCUGAGAAGGUGUAUGGCGCGCAGACAGCGGAGUUUUCGACAUUGUGCGAUCAGUUUGUAAAAUUUGAGAAGGGCGCCAAAUUGGACGAGUGUUUCGAAAAGUUUGGAUUCGUGCACAAGCUGACGGCUACCAAGCAGGGCCUGGAAUAUGCCACCGAAUUGGUCAUACGUGAUUUUUCCCAGGACAAUGUCAUAUACGUGGAAAUGCGCACUACGCCCAAGGCAAACGAACAUAUGUCCAGACGUGCUUAUCUGCAGACCGUGCUGGGGGCUAUCAAAAACGCGCGCGAUCUAUAUGAGAUUAAGGUAAAGCUAUUGCCUUCCAUAAAUCGUGGCGAGCCGGUAGACGUGGCUGAGGAAAUUGUCGCUUUGGCUGUCGAGUUUGCCUCUAUGGAACCAGAUAUUAUAGUUGGUAUUGAUUUCAGCGGUAACCCAAAUCAGGGCAAAUUUAAGGAUUUUAUGCCAGCCCUGAGUGAGGCUAAAAAAAACGGCCUAAAGCUUGCCAUACACUGCGCAGAAGUUGACAAUCCCCUAGAAAUUAGAGAGAUGAUCAAGUUUGGCAUGUCGCGCUGUGGACAUGGAACAUAUCUCACCGAAGCCGGGUAUGAGCACAUGAAGGAGGAGAAUAUACCUAUUGAGUGUUGUCUCACGAGCAACAUCAAAUCCGGCACUGUGGCAAACAUUGGAGUUCAUCAUCUCAAGCAGCUGAUGGAGGCAGAUGCGCCCAAGGUGCUGUGUACGGAUGACAGCGGUGUGUUUGAUACGACCCUCACGGACGAGUUCUUUUUGGCAACAGAGACCUUUGGUCUGACCCGGAGUCAGUGCAUUGCGCUAACAAUGGAGGCGGUUGAGUAUGCCUUUGCGACGCGCGAAGAGAAACUAUUGAUGAAAAUGCAGAUUUAUUCAUACACAAGACGGCAAUCCUCAUAAAAUUAAUUAUUGAAUUAUUGAAAUUCUUAUUUUAAAUUAAAAACAGCUACGCUUUGUAUCUUGCUGCUUGCUGUAAACGGCUAAA
Molecule: messenger RNA, 1181 nt
Organism: Drosophila montana
Lineage: Eukaryota; Metazoa; Arthropoda; Insecta; Diptera; Drosophilidae
Gene: Ada
Product: adenosine deaminase-like protein
Exons: 1
Coding region: 80-1096 (338 amino acids)
Biological process (GO): inosine biosynthetic process; adenosine catabolic process
Molecular function (GO): adenosine deaminase activity
Source: RefSeq, a predicted model, not a curated record